This is a messenger RNA of Polyodon spathula (Mississippi paddlefish), 3203 nucleotides long. It is a transcript of the gene abhd16a, whose product is annotated as abhydrolase domain containing 16A, phospholipase. Gene Ontology annotation, cellular component: endomembrane system. Lineage: Eukaryota; Metazoa; Chordata; Actinopteri; Acipenseriformes; Polyodontidae. The annotation marks the transcript as partial. The record is from RefSeq and is a predicted model, not a curated record. Gene Ontology annotation, molecular function: glycerophospholipase activity; monoacylglycerol lipase activity. Gene Ontology annotation, biological process: phosphatidylserine catabolic process; monoacylglycerol catabolic process. The transcript has 20 exons.
ACCGGGCCCAAAUUACAGCGAAUUCACAGACAACCCGACCCGAAUCGAGCUGAGCCAGACCGAACCGGACUAGGACCGGGUGGCGUCCGGCAGCAGGGAUGGCUUUACCAGCCCAAUGCCCUGGAGAGACACACUAGCAGCAUCCUCGGCUGGGCUUCCAUUGUGUGGUCUCUCUCUUACUACACAUCUCCACUCCUUGUGUUUUACCUCUACAGAAAAGGGUACAUCUGCUUGUCUAAACUGGUCCCAGUUGGUCAGUAUACUGGAACGCUGCUCAUCCUGUUACUGGGAGUGGCCUGUCUGAGAGGAAUCGGAAGAUGGACCAACCCUGAAUACGUCCAGUUCAUCACUAUUCUGGAAGAGACCAAGAAGAACAACAGUCCACAGAACAAGAAAAAGCUGGCUUCUUAUAACUUUGACUUCCGAAGCUGGCCUGCUGAUUUCCAUUGGGAUGAAGUCAGUAGCAGGAAGGGACAGUCGCCAGGUGGCGUGUCCUUGCUGAAGCCAGAGUCAAAACACAGAGGGGCGACAAACAGCGUUCUGAACUCGGUGGGAAAGCUGCCCUGUCAGAUUAUCAGUUAUUUGAUAGCUAACUCAUUUGGGCGGAGAAUGCUGUACCCUGGAUCGGUUUCCCUCCUGCAGAAAGCCAUGAUGCCCAUGCUGAACCAGGGGCAGGCACGCCUGGUGGAAGAGUGUGGAGGUCAGAGGGCGAAGCUGGUGGCCUGUGAUGGGAACGAUAUUGACACCAUGUUCGUAGACAAGAGGAACAGCCAGGGAGAGAAAGGAAAGAAACUGGUUAUUUGCUGUGAAGGAAACGCAGGCUUCUAUGAAGUGGGCUGUGUGAACACACCUUUGGAAGUUGGAUACUCUGUUCUGGGCUGGAAUCACCCUGGCUUUGGAGGAAGCACAGGAGUGCCAUUCCCUCAAAACGAAGCCAAUGCGAUGGAUGUCGUGGUGCAGUAUGCUAUUCACAAGCUGGGUUUCGAGCUGAAGGACAUUGUGAUCUAUGCCUGGUCUAUUGGUGGUUUCACAGCCACCUGGGCUGCCAUGUCAUACCCAGAAGUCAGUGCUCUGGUCCUGGACGCCUCAUUUGACGACCUGCUGCCUCUUGCCCUCAAAGUAAUGCCUGAAAGCUGGAGGCCCCUAGUAACAAGAACUGUGCGCCAGUACAUGAACCUCAACAACGCGGAGCAGCUUUGCAAGUACCAGGGUCCUGUCCUUCUCAUAAGGAGAACCAAGGAUGAAAUCAUUACAACUACAGGUCCGGAGGAUAUCAUGUCCAACAGGGGGAACUACUUGCUGUUGCGCCUCCUACAGUUCAGGUACCCCAAAGUAAUGACUGAAGAGGGGGUCCGUGCUGUCAGAGAAUGGCUGGGUGCAAGCAGCGCUGUCGAAGAAGCCUCCGUGUACAGUCGCUAUGAGGUGGAUGAUGACUGGUGCACCUCUGUAUUGCAAUCCUACCAGACAGACCAGACCACAGAAUUUCCCUGGACCGUCGGAGAGGACAUGGCUUUAGAAGGAAGAAGACAGCUGGCUCUGUUCCUGGCUCGAAAGUACAUGAGGAAUUUUGAUGCCACCCACUGUACCCCCCUCCCUCCCUACGAGUUCCAGUCACCAUGGAGAUUGUAACCGUGCACCAGUGGGGAAACCGUUUGCGGGCGAUUUCUACUUGAAGCAUCCAAGAUGCGCUUUCUAUACUCUGUUCGAGCGAGCCCGCAGUCUGUAACAAAAUAAUUUGAGGUCGUUUUAGCAACAGCCUGGUUUAGCAGUAGGGGUGCUGAAGGGAUCUACAUUUUAAUUGCUUUGUCAUGUUUCCUUUUUGUAUUGUUUCUGGGUUCUGUUGUUCUUAUACUGUUAGGUUAUAAUAGUUUCUGUCAGUCUGGCGUUACCUGGCUUUGAGCUUGUCUGGAGAAUCCUAGGCGCUGGCGAACGGCUUUCUUAGUCCUGUUCAAAUCCUGUGACGAUGUAACCUUUUGAUCUUUUUUUGUUUUUUCGUUGAAGACAUUUUAAAGAAAUCGCGCUGCUCUAGGCAAUGUGUUGAAUCAUUAACCGUAAGCAAACUAAACCGGCUGCCAGAUUCCUGAAUGCAGUGUAACAGGUACUGUGUCAAUAAGGCAAACACGUUUUUAUAUAUAUAUAAUUUUUACACUAUUUCAAAAACGGGAAUUUCACAGGCAACUACAUAUUACACGGCAAUGGGUAAAGAUAAUAGAAAUAGUGAAAUCUGUUGUAACUGUCAAAAUAAAUAAAUACAGCCUUCCCCAUAAUCACUCCGAAUGAUUGCAAACUCCAUGCAAUAGUAAGAACAAGACAGCAACUACGCUAGCAGUUCAACUUGGGAUGGGGGAUUGGGAUACCCUGAUCUAUCGCUCUCUCCCCCUCCCUCCCUCCCUCCAAGGCCAGUUCUUUAUCUCACUAAACAAAUCACAACUGAUGCAUAUUAUUAUAAACUUGUGUUCUUUACUGUAAAUACUUCUGUAUUUUAUUUCUUCAGUAUGUCGUCUUAAAACGCAUUCUCUUUCUGAUUCCAUACCCAGUCAGGAGGAUAAGUUCAGUGGUGUUUUGAAAUCUACCUGAUUUUUCCCAUCUGUUCUUAAAAUAUUGGUGAUGCUGCCACACCAGGAAAGACGAGACGGUGCCUUGCAGCGAUCAAGACCUAAUUCGCUAGCCUCUCCUGUCUGGGUUUCAGUCUGAGGGACGGGUGGAGCAGUGUGAGCUAAUUCGCUAGCCUCUUGUUUCUGUGGAGGCCUUGGCUGUAAUCUGCUCAGGUCAGGACUGAAAUUAGGUUGUGAGUUGCAACGUGGGUAUCACAAAAGAUCUUCAGACACUUGGCAUUAUUAUAAUUGUGUGCGUAAGGCCCACGGAGCUUAAAAUAAAAAGGUCCAGGAGCGAAAAAAUAAAUCAAUCGUCUGGAGGUUUUAUAACUGCUUGUUAAUAUACAUUUUGGCUGUUAAGCCAUUUAAAAUUGUUAAGUGGGGAACCUGUGCCAGUCUAGUUUCUAUACGUAUUCACGAGAUCAUUGAGUAGGAACAUACAGAAGUGCAGAGAUUGCUUGAAGCCAGGUUGUUGAAAAGUCUGUGGUUGUGUUAUAAUAAUUAAUAAUUAUUUUUAAUGUGUUUGCAGAAGAACAGUGGCACAAUGCUGUUUUUUUUUUUUCUUCUUACAUCUUGUUUGCUGUAAGACAAUAAACAAGGAAAAAAUCA